Gymnogyps californianus (California condor) is the source of this 2519-nucleotide messenger RNA. RefSeq names its product NACHT, LRR and PYD domains-containing protein 1a-like. Gene Ontology annotation, cellular component: THO complex part of transcription export complex. The transcript is spliced from 14 exons. Gene Ontology annotation, biological process: signal transduction; regulation of DNA-templated transcription elongation; mRNA export from nucleus. The coding region runs from base 181 to 1446 and encodes 421 amino acids. NCBI's taxonomy places the organism in Eukaryota, Metazoa, Chordata, Aves, Accipitriformes, Cathartidae. Gene Ontology annotation, molecular function: protein binding. The record is from RefSeq and is a predicted model, not a curated record.
GCGGCCGGCGGUGCGGAGGGAGAGGGCUCAGCCGAGGAGCACCCAGCGGGAGAGGAGAGUUCCGAAAACAGCUCCAGCAGUAGCUCGGAAGAGGAGUCGGAUGGGGAGGAGUUGGAUGGAGGAAGGUCGGAUGAAGGACAGGAGGAGAAGGAAUCGCUACCGCGCUGCAAUGAAUCAGGCAUGAACUGUCUGCCACCCUGUGAGCAUUGCAGAAAUGAAAAUGACCAGAAGGAGCAAGUGACCCCUAGGAGACUUUCUGGAGGACAAUAUAUGGUGCAGCUGGAUGCAGAGGGGACUUACCAGUGCAGCCUCACGGGCUUGAUUUUUGAGGUAACGGGGGCCGUCAAAAUCACAUAUUCCCUCUUAUCCUGGAGCAAAUACGCCGGCCUCGUGAAGAAGCCGUUGAUCGUGGGCGGCCCCCUCUUUGACGUGCACUGCGACUCGGCCCCCGCUCUCGCCUCCAUCCAGUUUCCCCACUCCCUCUGCCUCAGCGAUCAUGGCGCUGGCAUGGCCUUCAAGGUUUUGCACAUCAAAGGCAAGGAUGCAGCCAUCGAGCCCUCCGCCGACUACUCGGCCUCGCACGUGAAGUGGCUGGUGAGCUCGCUCUCACCGGUGGGACCACUCAUCCAGAGCCAGGAGCCCGUGCAGUACCACGGCGCCGUCAUCCUCUACAAAGCCGUCGAUGAGCAUCCCUCCUUAUCCUUUCGGGUCUACGUGGCUACAAACAACAACUCCUUUAUAAAUGAUAUCUCAAGAGCCGUAAAACAUUCAAAGAAGAAAUUCAUUAAAAUUGACAAGCCCCCUGUAUGCCAAAAAUUACUUCAGGAAGGAAAGAGAUAUAGAUUAGUGUGUGAGCCAGAAGCUGAAGUAACUCCAGAGGAAAUUGAAUUUAUUGAUGGAUCUCUCUUGAAACUAAAAAGUUACAUUGAAGUCUAUUUGGAGAAACCCGACGACUUCACCUUGUCUUUGGUUGAGCUGGAGUCUGAUGCGACCAUAUGGAAAGCAAAACUAAGGGAGAGUGACUGGAUACAUUACGAUCAGAACAAAAACGAGCAGAAAAGAAGCGCAGUCAGUGUCAAAAAACGGAAACCAGCCCUCAGCAUUUUGGAAGAAGACAAGCUCUGUAGCAAAAAGCAAAAGACCGGCAAUACCGCAGAUGGAAUUGAAACAAAAGACUUAACUGAUCCACAGCUGAUGGUGAUCGCAAAGUUGUUUGGUAGGCAGUGGAGAGAAAUUGCUAUUGAGUGUCUUCAGGUGGCAAUGAAAGACAUUGAGCAGAUUCAGGCAUCAGAGCAAGAAGUUAAUAUGCAAAAAUUUCUGGUGUUAAGCAAGUGGAGAGACAGAGAACAAGGCAACGCAACUGCAGAAGCUUUGUACAGAAGUCUCCAUGAAAAAGCAUCCUAUGAGAUAUUGCAAGCCCUACAAGGUUUCUCGGCUCAGUGCUGAGCUGGUGAAGCCGCAGCUGGAAGGAGCGCGGUGGGAGCUUCCCCAGCCAGCCGUUACGCUUCUCCGGCUGCUUCCCUGGGAUCUCGCUGAGAUUCGGGCAAGAAGAUGCAAGGCAUCAUCACUCAGGGGAAAGUUUAGGCCGGAUCUUCGCCAGAAAUGUGAAUGAAAUUUUGCGCGGAUAUAAGCACACCUAGGACUUUCAGGAGCAAUUACUCAUGCGGUGGAUCCCGGCAUCACGGCCGGGAGUGCCGGGCUUCACGUAUGGGGAAACCCAACACUGCCACCCAGCUUUGUCUCAUUUGAGCCAGUCCUAAAAGACAUGAACACUGGAAGAAACCAGUUUACCUUGUUCAGAUAUAUGAUCGUUAUCUGGAAACGUUUUUAUUUACAUCAGGAAAAGACAGGGAGAAAAGUUAUGCGGAAACUUUCGUCCCCUGAAAAAAAAUAUUGAACUGCCAAAAUCAUGAGGUACAUUGUAUUUCCCACAGAUGCCCAAGAUCAAGGAAGAAUAAUCCUAAACUUGCAGAUAAAUUCCUUUGCAUUAUCACUGUAUAUAUACAUAAUUACUGUACAUACUUGUGUACAUUCAGUCCUUGUUAAGCUGUGGUUCUGUUCUCUGAAAGCCUGAUGACUGAUUUCACGGGAGCACCACUAUUAACUCCAGGCAGCUUUGCAUUUUCCCUGGGAAUCUCUUCUUCACUCUUUUCUGUAUAGUCUGUCUCAAUUUUUAUGAGAGAAUUUUUUAUGUUGUAUAAUUUUUUUUUUAUAUUACAAACUUCUUAUGCUUUUUUUUUUACUUGGUUAAUUUUAACUUUAAUAGAAUUAGGUGCUUAAACUAAAAUGGGAGAAGCCAAAAUCUCUGCGAAGGCUGUUCCUCUGUCGGCAAUGCAGGUACUACAGAAUUGGAAAAGAUUUGGAAAGCAUGUUGUUUGCAGAAGAGAGCAGCGACCUGAUACGGGAGAUUGUCUUGUUUUUAAAGACACAGGAUUCUUUUGAUCAUCUUCCUCUGUGUAUGUUUAUGAAAGAAAAAGCAUACUUUUAAAAAAUAAGGAUUAAAAAGGAAACUUUUACAC